AUGACUGCUGCGAUGGAAAGUCAAGAGUUCCUUCUAACAUCGUGUGAAUUCAUCACUGAUCCAGAGGAAAAGGGCUUCCUGGAUUUCACUGAACACGGCGAUCUUCUUGACAUCAUUGACUUCGACGAUCUGUUCGGUGUCGCCGGAGAUGUACUUCCUGACUUGGAGAUGGACCCUGAGAUCUUAGCUGGAGAAUUAUCCGAUCACGUGAAUGCUGCGUCGACGAUUACAACGACGUCGUCGUCCGAGAAGACUGAUAGUCAAGGGGAGACUAAUAAAAAGGGUAUUUGGAGAAAAGGUGAAGAAGUCGUCAGCAAAAGAGACCAUAACAAGACUCAUGUGGUGGUUAACUAUGACCGUAAAAGGAAAUACUCAUCAUCUGCUUCUUCCAAGAACAAGGGAAUCCGUAACAACGAAUUACCGAAGCCAAAGGUGAAGUGUGUAAAGAAGGUGGAUUGGACACCAGAGCUACAUAGGAGAUUCGUGGAUGCAGUGGAAAAGUUGGGAGUGGAGAAAGCUGUUCCUUCUCGUAUUCUGGACCUUAUGGGUGUCCAUUGCCUCACUCGUCAUAACGUCGCUAGCCACCUCCAAAAAUAUAGGUCUCAUCGAAGACAUUUGCUAGCUCGUGAGGCCGAAGCGGCUAAUUGGACACGCAAACGCCAUAUCUACGGUUUAGACAGUACCGGAGCUAAUAAUAAAAACGGAUGGCUCGCACCGGCACCCACUCUUCCGCCGCCCGCAACUGUGCCAUCGCCACCUGUUAACCACCAUCAUUUUAGACCGUUGCAUGUGUGGGGACAUCCCAUGGUUGACCAGUCUGUCAUACCGCACGUGUGGCACAAACACUUGCCUUCACCGUUGUGGGUCUCAGAAACUCCCUACUGGCCUAUAAUUCAUAACGGGACGACUCCGUAUUUUCCGACGGUAGCUACGAAGUUUAGAGCACCAGUUGCCGGAAUCCAGGCUCCGCCGCCGCAUCACAUGGUGUACAAUUACAAAUCAGAUCUUGGUUUUGGUGGUACUCGUCCUGUUGUGGACUUACAUCCAUCAAAAGAGAGCGUAGAUGCAGCCAUAGGAGAUGUAUUGACGAGGCCAUGGCUCCCACUGCCGUUGGGAUUGAAGCCACCGGCUGUUGACGGCGUCAUGACGGAGCUUCAACGUCACGGUAUUUCCGAGGUUCCUCCGGCAGCGUCGUGUGCCUGAAGCAGACAAGCACGUGAUCAAGCCGAACCCAAAAAAAUUCGACGACAUGUCUUUCGAUUCUAGUAUCUUUUUUUUUCCCAAGGGUUGUUUUUGUUGUGGCCCUUGUUGAGCGUUGAGAGCUUCGGGUGUCUUUCUUGAGCGUCACAUAACUAAUAAAGAGACCUUUUCAUAUAUGUAUGUACACUCUCUAUAACGCAAAUAAAUGACAUAUAACUAAUAAUGAGACCUUUUUUUUUUUUUUUUUUG
Eruca vesicaria subsp. sativa (arugula) is the source of this 1449-nucleotide messenger RNA. NCBI's taxonomy places the organism in Eukaryota, Viridiplantae, Streptophyta, Magnoliopsida, Brassicales, Brassicaceae. The record is from the annotation of a GenBank genome assembly.